Messenger RNA from Gongylonema pulchrum, 276 nucleotides. The record is from the annotation of a GenBank genome assembly. Lineage: Eukaryota; Metazoa; Nematoda; Chromadorea; Rhabditida; Gongylonematidae.
AUGGAUGAGGCGGAUAUCCAAAAAAUUGCGCAGGAUGCUGCUGAACGUGCAAAAAAAGCUGCCGAAGAAGAGGGAAGCAAACUCGUCGAUGAGCUGCGCGGUAAGUUGGAACAGUUGGAGCUGGAGGUAACGUGUGCAAUAUGCAUGGAUCAACGUUGUUGUGUUGUGUUCCAGUGCGGGCACAUGGCCUGUGCGGAAUGCAGCUCACCGUCUAAGCUGAAAAGCUGCCAUAUUUGUCGACAGAACAUAAAACGCAGAACAACUACCUACACGUGA